Misgurnus anguillicaudatus (oriental weatherfish) is the source of this 3187-nucleotide messenger RNA. It is a transcript of the gene trpc6b, whose product is annotated as transient receptor potential cation channel, subfamily C, member 6b. Lineage: Eukaryota; Metazoa; Chordata; Actinopteri; Cypriniformes; Cobitidae. Gene Ontology annotation, cellular component: plasma membrane; cation channel complex. Gene Ontology annotation, biological process: regulation of cytosolic calcium ion concentration; calcium ion transmembrane transport; single fertilization. Gene Ontology annotation, molecular function: inositol 1,4,5 trisphosphate binding; store-operated calcium channel activity; protein binding. The record is from RefSeq and is a predicted model, not a curated record.
CUUUAGAGAUGUUGAACAGUCCAAAAGCUUUCCAAGAAUGCACGUGUACUUUUACAAUCAACCUCAAAAACAGAAAUCGCUCAUUCUGAACUUUGCAUGCGCGCUCAUGUGAGUGUCGCGCUUUGCGCUCUUGGGCGCAUCAGUCAGAGUGAAAGAGAUUUAACGAAGAAAACAGCAGACAAAUGUCCACUGAUCACAGCACCUCUGGUCAACAAACUUUUGUCCAUCAACAGAUGAACACCAACACUGACAGCUACCAUUUACCGCGAUUUUACAAAAGGUGGAGCAACGAUGACUUUCACAGGCAUGCAUUGGGUAAAAGCCGACGCAUGGCUACACGGAGACCGGCCUACAUGUUUAAAGCUUGCUACAGUAGUUUGUCCCCAACAGAGGACCGUUUCCUGGAGGCGGCAGAGUAUGGAAAUAUUCCUGUCAUCCGCAGAAUGCUAGAAGAACUUCCAGAACUUAACGUCAAUUGUGUGGACUACAUGGACCAGAAUGCAUUGCAGCUUGCGGUUGCCAAUGAGCACCUGGAAGUGACAGAACUCUUGCUAAGAAAAGACAACCUGGCCCGGAUAGGCGAUGCCCUGCUUUUAGCCAUAAGUAAAGGGUACAUUCGCAUCGUGGAGGCCAUUUUGGGUCACCCUGCCUUUGCAGACACAACCAAACUCACCAGUGGCCCCCUCCAGGCAGAAACGCAAGACGACUUCUUCGCGUAUGAUGAGGAUGGCACUCGAUUUUCCCGUGAUAUCACACCGAUUAUACUAGCUUCACACUGUCACGAAUAUGAGAUCGUGCACGUUCUUCUAAGGAAGGGCGCCCGCAUUGAGCGGCCACAUGAGUACUUCUGCAAAUGUAACAGCUGCCUGUAUCACCAGAGGCACGACUCUUUCAGCCAUUCAUGUUCCAGAAUCAAUGCCUAUAAAGGACUGGCCAGUCCCGCCUACCUGUCUUUAUCCAGCGAGGACCCAGUGCUGACGGCUCUAGAGCUUAGUAAUGAACUAGCUGUGCUGGCCAACAUAGAGAAAGAGUUUAAGAAUGAUUACAAGAAGCUGUCUAUGCAAUGCAAAGAUUUUGUAGUUGGGCUUCUGGACCUGUGCCGCAACACAGAGGAGGUGGAAGCCAUUUUAAAUGGAGACACAGAGACAGGUGGCCACUUUGAUACCCGCGGCAGACCCAGUCUAGUUAGAUUAAAACUAGCCAUCAAAUACGAGCUGAAAAAGUUUGUAGCUCAUCCAAACUGUCAACAGCAGCUCCUGUCUAUAUGGUAUGAGAAUCUAUCUGGAUUAAGGCAGCAGACCACUGCUGUGAAGUUACUGGUGGUUCUGGGGGUGGUGGUUGGACUUCCCAUCUUGGCUUUACUUUAUUGGAUUGCACCCUCAAGCAAGUUGGGGAAAAUCAUACGUGGACCUUUCCUGAAGUUUGUGGCACAUGCAGCUUCCUUCACCAUCUUUCUUGGGCUUCUCAUCAUGAAUGCUGCCGACCGCUUUGAGGGAACGUCCCUCCUGCCAAACAUGACCGUCCACGAUCACCCCUCGCAGCUGUUUCGCAUGAAAACCACACCGUUCACAUGGAUGGAAAUGUUGAUCAUUUCUUGGGUCAUAGGAAUGAUCUGGGCUGAAUGUAAAGAGAUUUGGUCUCAGGGUCCUCGGGAAUACCUGCUGGAGCCUUGGAAUCUGCUGGACUUUGGAAUGUUGGCCAUUUUUGUGACUUCUUUCAUCGCUCGAUUUAUGGCAUAUUGGCAUGCAAAUCUUGCACAGAGUUAUGUUGACAAACACUACACAGAUCUAUCAAACAUAACAUUGCCCUUUGAAAUAGAGUAUUAUCGACUCGCUCGUAUCUACUGGGUUCCUUCGGACCCUCAGCUGAUCUCCGAGGGACUUUAUGCCAUCGCUGUAGUUUUGAGCUUCUCUCGAAUCGCGUACAUCCUUCCAGCCAACGAGAGCUUCGGACCCCUGCAGAUCUCUCUGGGCAGGACUGUAAAAGACAUAUUUAAAUUCAUGGUAAUCUUUAUAAUGGUGUUCGUGGCCUUCAUGAUAGGGAUGUUUAAUCUCUAUUCGUACUAUCUCGGAGCGAAGCUGAACAACGCCUUCACGACUGUUGAAGAGAGCUUCAAAACUUUAUUCUGGGCUAUUUUUGGCCUUUCUGAGGUCAAAUCUGUCGUCAUCAACAACGGGCACAAAUUCAUUGAGAAUAUCGGCUAUGUCCUGUACGGAGUCUACAACGUUACCAUGGUUAUCGUCUUACUCAAUAUGCUCAUCGCAAUGAUCAACAGCUCAUUUCAGGAAAUUGAGGAUGAUGCAGAUGUGGAGUGGAAGUUUGCCAGGGCUAAGCUGUGGUUCUCUUACUUUGAGGAAGGGGGAACACUGCCUGUGCCAUUCAACCUCAUCCCCAGCCCCAAAUCCAUCAUCAGCCUGGCCAUGAAACUCAAACGACUGCUGCUCACACCCUUACACAGGCAUAAAGAGGACCUGAAGGAGGACACUGAGCUCAAUGAGUCAGGGAAACAGAAGGAGUCUAAUGAGAAAAAUUCACCUCAUCCAAGUCGAUACCAGAAGAUCAUGAAACGCCUCAUCAAACGAUAUGUUAUAAAAGCACAAGCUGAUAAAGAGGGAGAUGAAGUGAAUGAAGGGGAGUUAAAGGAGAUAAAGCAGGACAUUUCGAGCUUACGCUAUGAGCUCCUGGAGGAGAAGUCUCGACAAACCGAGGAGCUAGCAGAGCUUAUCAGAAAACUAGGAGAGAGAUUAAGCAGUCGACACAACCUCUAGUGUUUCUCAAAUCUUUAUCAGACAAAUUAAUAAUUAUACAUUCCUAUUUCAUGUUUUUAAUUUUUUUUACAUUUCAUUACAUUUCAAAAUUCUAUUUGAGUGCACAAUUUUUGGGUUGAAAAAUGCAGAAGACAAUAAUAAGUACAAUGUGAAAUAUUUGAAGUUUUUGUAAUUGGUUAUUUAUGAUGAUGCUGCCAUCUGCUGUUGUGUUUUAAUGCUUUUUAGGAAACAUGACACAUUUUUAGAGUGUAUGUUAAAGGAGGUUAGAAAUUAUGUUAUUGGAAUGUUAUUGCAAAUGGAAAUCAGGGUACAUUACAAAUUCUGUAAGCCCUUUAAAACAUGCUUAAUUAACCAUAACUGUAAGUGUUAUACAAUAAUAGUCAUUUGUUGAUUUAUAAUGUAAAAAAUUAGUUAUUGUU